CUUUUGACUACCCUACUGGAAAAUUAGCAAAUCAGAAGCUCAUCAAAGUGCCACGAAUAUGCGAAUUUCCUCUUCAUCAUUGGAAGAUUCGUGUUUUAAUUCGCAUCUGCCAACGACUCUGACAUCUUCUAAAACUCCCAUGGCUUCUUGAUUCAUACCCACACGAGUUUUUCUAGCUCCAACAACGAUUUCCAGUUGUGCAUUUCUACCUAUUCUUUAUUGGCAAUCAGUCGAAUUGUUGACUGAUUGCCAAUCGACCCAUGGGUCCAGAGAGUCAAUCAAACACAGGGAGACCCCUAGAACACAUGCAUGGAGUCCAUGUGGUUCAACAUUCACCAUUUGAGUUAGAAGAAAUCUCUCAAAAUGGAAACUUUCAGCAGUCGACCCAUGGAAGGUUGACCAUAGGAGUUAACCAGCUCUUAAGAGUACACACUGUGCAGAGAGUAUGGGAGCAAAGACCAUCAUGUCUAAGACCCAUUAAUAGUUGUUUACAUGGCGAUAGACAUCUUGCUGAGAGAAUUGCAAAUGUUCUUACUUCAAUUCCUUUUAUUGCUGUUGGAAUUCAAGCUCCAAGAAAGAAUUUGAACUCAAAACUUUAUGCAAAUUCAUUAAUUGGAGUAGGAAUUGCAUCAAGUUUAUACCAUUCUUCUAGAGGAAAAUGGAGAAAGUAUUUAAGAUGGGCUGAUUACACAAUGAUAGCAACAGCCACAGUGUGUUUAUCAAGGGCACUUAGGGAAGAAAACCCAAAACUUUUAAUGGCUGCAUCUGCUUUAUGUCUUCCUAUUCAACCACUUAUGGUUUCAGCUGUUCAUACUGGGAUGAUGGAGGUUGCAUUUGCAAGAAGAGCUUUAGAAGAUCCAAGGCUAAAAGUUGUGCACAAUGUUCAUAAAAUGUCAGCACUUUUAGGAGGAGCUUUUUUUGUGGCUGAUGAUUUGUUUCCUGAAAUUCCAUAUCUUCAUGCGGGUUGGCAUUUAGCUGCUGCAAUUGGUGUAGGUGCUUGCAACAAGCUUCUAGAAUAGUCAAGUCAAAUGAAUCAAAUCAAAUCAAAUAUAUAAUUUGUCGAAAUAUCAAAAUAGGUUUUGCUUUUGCUCACUUAUCGGUGGCUAUAUAAACCUAUAUUAGUUAUUAUUUAAGUAAAGAUUGUUUGUUAUAGACUAGAGUUAUUAUCAUUGUGUGAUACUUAAAUCAUGUAUGUUGCU
Messenger RNA from Lactuca virosa, 1199 nucleotides. The record is from the annotation of a GenBank genome assembly. Lineage: Eukaryota; Viridiplantae; Streptophyta; Magnoliopsida; Asterales; Asteraceae.